Messenger RNA from Lachancea nothofagi CBS 11611, 1746 nucleotides. The record is from the annotation of a GenBank genome assembly. Lineage: Eukaryota; Fungi; Ascomycota; Saccharomycetes; Saccharomycetales; Saccharomycetaceae.
AUGGCAUCUUUCACUGCAGAAUGGGUCACAGACCCUUGGAGACGCCUGAAAUGGGGGUUCAUCCCAACUCGCAGAGUGGUAGACGACGUCAUAGAGAAAGUGGGUGAGCAGGACACAGAGAAGGAAACGCUGGAGGAAAAGAACACACUUGAAGAAUCGCUGAAGGAUAAGGACUCGGAAGUCAUCGUGGAGCAACACAGCAGAGCAAACGUUAUUAGCACAGAAGAACCAAAAGAGCUCGAGUACCGAGACGAGGCGAACCGCCGGUGGUGGUCGUUUUUCAACGAGCAGGAGUACCGUGUCAACGAAGCCAAAGCGCAACAAAGCAAGUGGUGGCAAUGGUUCGGCAACGACGUGUCUCCACAGGAAAAGAAACUGCUUUUGAAGCUUGAUAUUUUGCUGGCUUUCUACUCGUGCAUGGCCUACUGGGUCAAGUACCUGGAUUUCUCGAACCUCAACAACGCCUACGUCUCGGGCCUGCGCGAAGAGCUGAACUUUAAGGGCAACGAUCUCGUCAACACACAAGUCAUGUUUACCAUCGGUAACAUUGUGUUCCAGCUGCCAUUUGUGUUUUUCUUGAACAAGGUGCCCUUGAACUUUGUACUUCCUGCGCUUGAUAUUUGCUGGUCAGUCCUCACUAUCGGCUGUGCCAAGGUUGACACUGUGAACCAUUUGAAGGCAAUUCGUUUCUUCAUUGGUGUCUUUGAAGCGCCCUCGUACCUAGCCUACCAGUAUCUGUUUGGCUCGUUCUACAAGCAUGACGAAAUGGUUCGUCGUUCAGCGUUUUACUACUUUGGUCAGUACGCGGGCAUUUUGUCGGCUGGUGGUAUCCAAUCUGCUGUUUACUCAGCUUUGGAUGGCAAACACGGCCUUUCCGGGUGGAGAUGGAAUUUCAUCAUCGAUGGUUUAAUUUCCGUUGUUGUUGGUGUAAUCGGCAUCUACGCCCUGCCUGGUGACCCUCACAACUGUUACUCUAUAUUUUUAACCGACGAUGAAAUCAGACUUGCCCGUAAAAGACUGAGCGAGAAUAAUACCGAAAAGUCGGAUUUUUCUUCCAAAGUCUUCGACAAGAAGGUUUGGAUACGCAUCUUCUCCGAUUGGAAAAUUUACGCGCUCACCUUGUGGAACAUCUUUUGCUGGAACAACAAUAAUGGCUCCUCGGGCGCUUAUUUACUAUGGUUGAAAUCUCUCCAGAAAUACUCUAUUCCAGAAGUCAACAAACUCAGUAUGAUUACGCCAGCGCUGGGCAUGAUCUACUUGUUGGGAACAAGUUUAUUUGCCGAUAAAUUACACAGCAGAUGGGGCGCAAUAAUAUUAACACAGGUGUUCAAUUUCAUUGGUAACGUCAUUUUAGCAGCAUGGAACGUACCCGAAGGUGCCAAAUGGUUUGCGUAUAUGCUGCAAUACUUCGGAUGGGCUAUGGCACCAGUAUUGUAUUCUUGGCAAAACGAUAUUUGUCGCCGCGACUCUCAAGCCAGGUCAGUGAUUUUGGUCAUAAUGAACAUGCUAGCACAAACUACAACAGCAUUCAUGUCCGUUCUAGUAUGGAAAACCUCCGAAGCUCCAAGAUUUUUGAAAGGUUACACCUGGACUGCGGUAUCCGCUUUCUGUCUCUCGGUUUGGACUUUGCUCGUGCUUUGGCUGUACAAACGUGAGGAAAAACAGAACGCUAGAGAUAACGGCAUCGUACUGUACAACUCUAAGAAAGGUGAAGAACCGCUGCCGGUGGAGAAAGAGGAUGCUUAA